Messenger RNA from Lagopus muta (rock ptarmigan), 516 nucleotides. RefSeq names its product phospholipase A2-like. The record is from RefSeq and is a predicted model, not a curated record. The transcript is spliced from 4 exons. Lineage: Eukaryota; Metazoa; Chordata; Aves; Galliformes; Phasianidae. Bases 40 to 516 code for a protein of 158 amino acids. Gene Ontology annotation, biological process: arachidonate secretion; phospholipid metabolic process; lipid catabolic process. Gene Ontology annotation, molecular function: phospholipid binding; calcium ion binding.
GCCAGUACAGCAUCGUACUGGUACCGACGAGCUCUGCCCAUGGGCUGGCGGCUGCUGCUGCUGCUUCUGCUACAGGCAGUUUGGAAAAGUACUCUGGGAAAAUCCCAUUCACUACACACCCGAGGAAUCAUUGAAUUGGCAGGAGCUAUAUCAUGUGGCACGGGACGGUCUCCCUUGGCAUAUAUUGGCUACGGAUGUUACUGUGGACUGGGAGGACGAGGCUGGCCUAAAGAUAAAACGGACUGGUGCUGCCACAGGCAUGACUGCUGCUACGACAAGGCAGAGAGAGAGGGCUGCAGUCCGAAGGCACAGCGCUACCAGUGGGUGUGCGAGCAGAAUGCCGUGCGGUGUGAUAACCUGACAGACCCAUGUGAAAAAAUGGUGUGCCUGUGUGACCAAGAAGCAGCCCAGUGUUGGGGAACAGCCCCUUACAACCCACAGUUCGUCCUCUGGCCAGACUUUCUAUGUGGGCAGACUCAUCCAACCUGCCAUUUCAGAUAUGGAGGGUCAAAAUAG